AUAGCGGUUUUCUGUAUUUCUAAAUCUAUCAAAUAUUCCAAAUAUAUCUUACGUUUCUCUUAGUCUCACGUAAUUUUAACUAAAAACACCGAUCGCCUUCGUUCCAUCAAUAUUGUUUUAUUGCUCGUGUAUACGAUGAUUCAUUAAUACGUGAAGUUCGUAUACUUUCAUAGCACCGAAUUUGCAAUUGUUUAGACUAGCAUUGAGAAGAUAAUUUGUAUAGAAGAGCCACAUCAAUAGUCGUCAAUGAGAAGUGGGGCGUUAGCGGCUAUGGAGGCGCAGCCUGACCUCAGCACCUUCGAGAACAAGAGCGGGCUGGCGGAGGACAUGAAGUUCCUGGCGUCGAUGCCUGAGCUCUGUGACGUCACCUUCCUGGUGGGAGACACCAGGGAGCCCGUUUGUGCUGUGAAAGCGGUCCUGGCGGCAAGGAGCAGAGUCUUCCAAAAAAUGCUAUAUCAAGCUCCAAGUCCUCAGAGAAAGAAGGAACCAGGACCAAGAGAGAACAAGCUAAGAUUAUUCUUGAAACGUUCCUCGGAGCCUCUUCUGAAUCUACAAAAUGCAGCACAGCAGAGAUCAAGUUUCGCGCAGCAAUUGGCACCUAUACAAGAGCCUUCUGCUCAGCAACAUCAGACCUUAAUAAUCGAAGAAUUUGAACCGGACGUUUUUCGUCAACUAAUCGAGUAUAUCCAUACCGGAUGUGUUACUCUUCAACCAAGAACUCUUCUGGGAGUUAUGAAUGCGGCUGAUUACUACGGCUUGGAUGAGCUGCGACGAGCUUGCGCUGGUUUCGUACAAUGCUGUAUCACCGUGGAUACUGUAUGCGCAUUACUAGCUUCAGCCGAGCGUUACAUACAAUAUAAGUGCACGAAGUCGCUGGUGCAGAAGGUUCUAGAAUUCGUCGAUGAGCACGGCAAUGAGGUAUUAAACUUGGGAUCCUUCACGCUUCUUCCUCAACAUGUUGUCAGAUUGAUCCUAGCAAGAGAUGAACUCCGAGCGGAUGAAUUUACCAAAUUUCAGGCAGCUCUUAUGUGGGGCAAAAAAUUUUGCGACACGAACCAAAACACAUCAUUGAAAGAUGUCAUUGGGAAUUUCUUGGAAUACAUACAGUUCCAUAGAAUUCCAGCGAAUGUUCUGAUGAGGGAAGUGCAUCCGCUGGGCUUGGUACCGUAUUCCAUUAUCAUGAACGCUUUGGCGUAUCAGGCAGACCCCGCUAGCGUAGAUCCAGGGAAACUGUCUCCAGCGCGAAUUCGACGAGCCGGCCGGUCGAUGUCUGUGCAGUCAUCAAUGGAUCCCUACGGGUCCAACACCACCCUCUCCUCCACCGGCUCGAGCGAUGUUCCGUCUUCAGACUCUCGGCACAACUAA
This is a messenger RNA of Bombyx mandarina (wild silkworm), 1365 nucleotides long. RefSeq names its product speckle type BTB/POZ protein (gene gprs). Gene Ontology annotation, molecular function: protein binding. Lineage: Eukaryota; Metazoa; Arthropoda; Insecta; Lepidoptera; Bombycidae. The record is from RefSeq and is a predicted model, not a curated record.